Molecule: messenger RNA, 3193 nt
Organism: Phlebotomus papatasi
Lineage: Eukaryota; Metazoa; Arthropoda; Insecta; Diptera; Psychodidae
Gene: Glut1
Product: glucose transporter type 1
Exons: 18
Coding region: 553-3162 (869 amino acids)
Biological process (GO): monosaccharide transmembrane transport
Cellular component (GO): membrane
Molecular function (GO): hexose transmembrane transporter activity
Source: RefSeq, a predicted model, not a curated record
GGUGGAAAGCAGUCUCUGCCUUUGCGUUCAUGGGAAUGAUCGUACUACCCAUAAUCGCGGUGUUUUGGUGUUUUGUUUUUGAAAUAUUUAAAACUAUUAAUUCACUAGAAAAGUAAAAUUAAAUUGGAAAUUCCGUGGCUAAAUUGGGAAAAAUUGAAUUUUUUGUGCAGUUGAAUUAAAGAACUUGCAGCAUCACAUAAAAUUUCAUCAGUGAGAUUCAUGUUCGAUUGCUACAGUUAUUAUUGGAAUGAAAAGUGCAAGUGAUGGGCUUUGUAAGAAUUGGACUGCAAUUUGACAAAUUCUGGGAAUAGAGAAGGAGAUUUCUGGAUUAACCCAGCACGAUAAUCAAAAGGAUUUAAAUAUAAUUUACUGAGUUUAUUUGUUAAACAUUGCAAAAAGUGAACUAUUCAGUGAUUUUCUUAGUGUAUUUAAAGACUGAGAAACAUAUGACACAAGAAAAGUGAAAAGAAACAUUAAACAAUUGAAAAAUUUUCUUUUGGCUUUAAUCAACGAGAUGGCUGGCAUUAAUGUUCAGCUGGCCGUUUGCGUGUCAUGGCGGCAAAUGGCACUUCUUCGAUGAUCUCACCUUCGUCUUCCAUUUCAAACGGCCCUGAGCCUCAAUUGCCGCCAUUACCGCCACCGCUUCGUUCGGCACAAGUAUUGCAACCGUUAUCAGUAUUUCCAGUGUCAGCUGUGAGUGAGGAAGCAACGUACGAUUAUGUGUUUGGUGGGCCGCCUGUGGAUAGACCGGCCCUGUCAUCAUCACUCAAGCUGACCUCUCCCCCAAUUCGGCUGCGAUCAGACGAUCACAAAAGUGGCCUAGAAGAUGAACGUCCUUAUCGUCGAUCAUUUGGACAUACUUCAAAGCGUUCACGAAACCUAGUUGGAAUUUAUUCGGCCGUAAAGGGACAUGGGGAGGACGAAGCCACUCUUCGACAAUUACUUAUUGAUUUACAAAAGCAAGUUAGCGUGAUGAGUAUGAAUUUAUCAGCAAAACUGGAUGAGUUGCAACGUGGUGAUCGUCACAUGGAGACAACAGUGGCCCUGUGUGAGAUUCGUUCUCAACUGCAGGAGCUCACAAAAUCCGUAGAAAGUUGUCAGAGUGAGGUUUCUGAGGUUAAACGUGAUAUGGUAGCAAUAAAACAUGAACUGGAUACAGUUCAGCAGGUCAAGGAGGAGAUUGAAGAAUUGCGGGAGUAUGUAGACCGUCUUGAGGAGCACACUCACAGGAGGAAACUUCGAUUGCUGGAGCAAGGGUUAACAUUCUUCCUGACAUACGCAAUAUUUGCGGCUGUGCUCGGAAUGCUUCAAUUCGGCUACAACACAGGUGUCAUCAAUGCACCAGAAGUCAAUAUCGAGAAUUUCAUGAAGGACGUAUACAAGGAUCGCUAUGGCGAAGACAUUACGGAAGAGUUUAUUCAACAAUUAUAUUCAGUGGCUGUGUCAAUAUUUGCCAUUGGAGGCAUGUUGGGGGGCUUUAGCGGUGGCUGGAUGGCUAAUCGGUUCGGAAGAAAGGGUGGUCUCCUACUCAACAACAUUCUCGGUAUUUCGGGAGCUUGUCUUAUGGGCUUCACCAAAAUGAGUCAUUCAUAUGAAAUGCUAUUUCUCGGACGAUUCAUAAUUGGCGUCAAUUGUGGUUUAAAUACAUCCCUUGUUCCAAUGUAUAUCUCGGAAAUUGCUCCGUUAAAUUUACGAGGUGGUUUGGGUACUGUUAAUCAGUUGGCUGUGACAGUAGGUUUAUUAUUGUCCCAAGUGUUGGGCAUCGAGCAAAUACUGGGUACCAACGAUGGAUGGCCAGUACUUUUGGGUUUGGCUAUUUGUCCGGCAGUACUGCAAUUGCUUCUUCUUCCUGUUUGUCCAGAAUCUCCCCGAUAUUUGUUGAUCACGAAACAGUGGGAAGAAGAAGCGCGUAAAGCACUGAGACGUCUUAGAGCAUCCAAUCAAGUGGAAGAAGAUAUUGAAGAAAUGCGAGCUGAAGAGCGUGCUCAACAGGCAGAAAGUCAUAUUUCCACCAUGGAACUAAUCUGUUCCCCAACCCUUCGAGCCCCGCUUAUCAUCGGAAUUGUUAUGCAACUCAGUCAACAACUGAGCGGAAUUAACGCCGUUUUUUACUAUUCUACAUCACUUUUCAUGAGUUCUGGCCUCACGGAGGAGAGUGCCAAAUUCGCAACUAUCGGAAUUGGUGCUAUAAUGGUUGUUAUGACACUCGUCUCCAUUCCGCUCAUGGAUAGAACUGGACGAAGAACACUGCAUCUAUAUGGAUUGGGCGGAAUGUUCAUCUUCUCCAUUUUUAUCACGAUAUCAUUUCUCAUAAAGGAAUUUUUUGGCUAUGUGCAGGAAAUGAUCGACUGGAUGUCCUACCUGUCGGUGGUAUCAACAUUGGCUUUUGUGGUAUUCUUUGCCGUGGGACCCGGAUCAAUUCCCUGGAUGAUCACGGCUGAGCUCUUCUCGCAGGGUCCACGUCCUAGCGCCAUGGCCAUAGCAGUAUUAGUCAAUUGGAUGGCAAAUUUUGUGGUUGGAAUUGGAUUCCCCAGCUUAAAGACUGCCCUGGAGAAUUACACAUUUUUGCCGUUUAGUGUGUUCUUAGCUAUUUUCUGGAUAUUCACGUAUAAGAAGGUUCCUGAAACAAAGAAUAAGACAUUUGAAGAAAUUCUAGCUCUCUUUAGACAUGGAAAUGGAAGAGGAACUUUUCGUGGUACUAAGUUGUAUGGGAGUAUGCUAAACUGCGUAAAUAGUUUGGAGCCGCAGAGUAUGAAUUCGGGCAUCGAGCAUGCGGCGCUGAUGAUAUCUGAGGAAAAGACCCAACAUGAUUCACUGUUUGGUACAAGCCUGGAGCCGUCAGCAAUGGCUCUCAUGACGGAUGGUGAAAUACCGCUGACGGACAGCACGAAUCUCCUGGGGCCUUCGAGUCUCGUAGGUAUUGUGCCAUAUCGGGUCAAUUAUGGAACCAAUUCACCAAUGCCAAACCGGAGGCAACAGACCUUAAGUGUGGCACCGCGGGAUAGCUUCCGGAGACAUUCUGCCCACGGAAGAAUCUGCUCACAAGCCGCUUCCGAGCGCUGUUCCGAAGGCGCGAGAAAUGCCCAGCAGGGGCGGAACGCUGUCUCUGUGCCCCAUCACCUUCGACAGGGAGCAACUUCAUGCCCGAACAGCGGGCUCUGACUGAGGAGCGUCUCCCCGCCUAGCGGCAGCA